GGAAUAUGGGGUUGUGCUUUUUGGGACCUGACUUUUUUUUUUUUGUGUGCCUGUGUUAUUUAACUUGACACGACUUUCAAAAGAUUUCUAUGACAAUAUCAAGUACAAUCACAAUUUUACAGAUAAUGUAAUCAAAGAAAGAAGACAAAAAUUAAAAAUUGAAAAUAAAGAGAAUAUUGAAGAGAAGACAAAUUUUUUGAAUUUAAUGUUAAAAUUGUUAAAUAGUGAAAAUAAAUUCACUGAUAAGGAUAUUCGGGAGCAAAUGGACACAAUUAUUAUUGCGGGUCAUGAUACAACCUCUCGUACAUUAAAUUUUAUUUUACUCAUGUUGGCAUCUCAUCCCAUUGUUCAGGAUAAAGUUUAUGAGGAGCUUUUUAAUAUUUACGGCACUAAUGAUCCAGAAAUUGAUCCAAUAAAUUAUGACGAUUUAAAACGAUUAGAAUAUUUAGAAAGAGUAAUUAAAGAAACAAUGAGACUUUUCCCUGUUGCAGUAAUCAUAUCACGAAAGGCAUUAGAAAACUUUACAUUAGAUGGCUACACAAUACCAAAAGAUUGUGGUAUGAUUGUUUCAAUUUUUAAUCUUCAUCGCGAUGAAAAAAUUUGGCACGAUCCAUUCAAAUUUGAUCCAGAUAGAUUUCUACCUGAAGAAGUGAAAAAAAGACAUCCGUGUUCAUUUAUUCCUUUUAGUUUUGGAAUUAGAGAUUGUAUAGGACGUACAUAUGCCAUGAUGUCUUUGAAAUUGUUUACUGCGACUAUUCUUCGAAAAUAUAUUGUGAAAAAGGAUAAAAUCUCAAAAAUAGAGGAUAUAGAAUUAACGACGGAUUUUUUGCUUUUAACUACUGAGCCAAUUAUUCUAAGAAUUGAAAAAAGAGUAAAAUAAUAUACCUAAACAAAAUAAAAUGAUAUAAACAAUUUUACUUUGUAUAAUAAA
Leptopilina boulardi is the source of this 931-nucleotide messenger RNA. RefSeq names its product cytochrome P450 4C1-like. The coding region runs from base 206 to 880 and encodes 224 amino acids. Lineage: Eukaryota; Metazoa; Arthropoda; Insecta; Hymenoptera; Figitidae. The record is from RefSeq and is a predicted model, not a curated record. Gene Ontology annotation, molecular function: monooxygenase activity; oxidoreductase activity, acting on paired donors, with incorporation or reduction of molecular oxygen; iron ion binding. The transcript has 7 exons.